Messenger RNA from Eriocheir sinensis (Chinese mitten crab), 8933 nucleotides. RefSeq names its product activin receptor type-2A-like (gene put). Gene Ontology annotation, biological process: cellular response to growth factor stimulus; protein phosphorylation; activin receptor signaling pathway. Gene Ontology annotation, cellular component: plasma membrane; activin receptor complex. The record is from RefSeq and is a predicted model, not a curated record. The coding region runs from base 677 to 2359 and encodes 560 amino acids. Gene Ontology annotation, molecular function: ATP binding; activin receptor activity; activin binding. The transcript has 14 exons. NCBI's taxonomy places the organism in Eukaryota, Metazoa, Arthropoda, Malacostraca, Decapoda, Varunidae.
AAAGAGAAGAUCUUAACCUGAUGAUAAGGAGGAGUGAAAGUAAAUGGAGUGGGACUGUGGUAGUCUGCCUACAUCCAUCAAUGGUGUACAUGUUGUAGUCCAAUGAGUCCACGCCGCCGCCAAGCCUAUGUACACCUGCCCCCACAUGCCCCAGCGAAGCCCAUCCCCGCCAGAUUCCGUGUCCGUAAUUAAUGUUUCCGUGACUGUAGCAAUGACAGGAGAGUUUUUUGGACCAUCCUCAUCUGAUUCCACGCCCGAGUGUCCACAGCCAGCGACCUUGACUCUUCGUAAGCUUCCUCUUGCUCCCAAAAGAGUUCUCAGUGUGUGCUGCAGCUGCUGCAACAAGUGUGACAGUGCUCAAAAUUACCCUUUCCAUGAAGAAGGAUACAGUGAAAAAUCUAGAACCCAUGUGCUUUGUUUUACACAGUGAAGUUCCUCUUAAAAUCUGUUGCUAAAGUGAAGGAAAAACAGCUUGAUGAGAGCCCGAGAGGGUUGCCAUCGAUGCAGGAUAUGGACAUGACACGGGUCUGUCCAUGAGGACAGAUGUGACAUUUGGAGGAGCUGAGGUGCCACACAUGCAAGACCUGACUGGAUCCUGGCUGAGAGGGAUCACCCAAGGACAAGUGAGGGGUGGCUGAAGCUGAGGAGACCCAAGGCAAGGUUGGCCAGCUGUGUGAUGGCUGGCAGCAGAAGAGUCUUGUAUCCUCCAUCAACCAUGAUGAUCCUGCUAACCCUGGCAGCCUUCCCUGCCAUCUCGGCCCUAAUACCUGAAGGGAUGGCACAGCCUUCGGAAACCCCCCGGCCCCAGGUGACGCACUGUGAGCUAUACAACAGCACACAGUGUACUGGGGACAACUCUCUCUCGCCUGUGUGUAAGAAGGAAAGCCAUCCGUGUGAGGACCUAGAGAAGGCCAACCAGUGCUUUGUGGUGUGGAGUAACAUGUCUGGCACGCCAGAAGUAAUCUACAAGGGAUGUUUAUGGAAUUAUAAAACUUGCAAAGAUGAGUGCAUCAGCACUGAGCCAGUGAACAGUCUUACAGAGCAGAAGCCUCACCUGUUUUGUUGCUGCAACAACAACAAUUGUAAUCAGAACUUCUCGUGGCAGCCUAAGGUUGAGGUCCCCAGCACCACCCCAGAGGGGCCUUUAAGAAACAUGAUCCCCGCAGCUACUGGGUUAAUGGCCCAGGGUAACAGGGCUUACACUGGAAAAAGGGAUAAAAACCUUAUAAACAUCCUGCCACCCCAGGAACAGGACAUGGUUGUACAGACAGUGGCUUGGACCCUUGGGACCCUCAUCCUGUUGGUGGUUACGGUGACAGUUCUCUUCUACCUCUAUAGGAGACAGAAAAUGGCCAACUUUAUGGCAAUACCUCGAGUGGAGUCCACAGCCCUUGUUCCUCCCUCUCCACCGAUGGGCUUGCGACCCAUACAGCUGAGGGAGAUCAAAGCCAGAGGCCGGUUUGGUGCUGUGUGGAAGGCCAACCUUCACAAUGACGUUAUUGCUGUCAAGAUCUUCCCAGUCCAGGAUAAACAGUCGUGGCUGGUGGAGACGGAGGUGUACUCCCUCCCUCAGCUGUCCCAUGAGAAUAUCCUACACUACAUUGGGGCAGAGAAGCGUGGCGAUAGCCUUCAGGCUGAGUUUUGGCUUAUUACAGCCUACCAUGAGAGAGGCUCCUUGUGUGACUUUCUAAAGGCCAACCUCGUGACAUGGGAUGAACUGUGCAAGAUUGGCGAGUCAAUGGCCCGGGGGUUAAUGUACAUGCAUGAGGAGCAACCGGCUUCCAAGUGUGAGGCCCUCAAGCCUGCCAUUGCCCACCGAGACUUCAAAAGCAAAAAUGUGUUGCUGAAGAAUGACCUGACUGCCUGCAUUGCUGACUUCGGCCUUGCUUUGACCUUCCACCCUGGACAGUCAACUGGUGACACUCAUGGACAGGUGGGCACAAGGAGGUACAUGGCCCCUGAAGUCUUGGAAGGGGCCAUCAAUUUCCAGCGUGAUGCCUUCUUACGCAUUGACAUGUAUGCCUGUGGCCUUGUGCUGUGGGAGCUGCUGUCCAGAUGUUCAAGCCCAGAUGGACCCAUACCUGAGUACCACUUGCCAUUUGAGGAGGAAGUUGGCCAGCAUCCAACAUUGGACGACAUGCAGGAGUGUGUCGUCACCCAAAAGGCUCGACCUGUCAUCCACGACCAUUGGCGGAAGAAUGCUGCCAUGAUGGGAUUGAUAGACACCAUGGAGGAGUGCUGGGACCAUGAUGCAGAGGCCCGUCUCUCAGCUUCAUGUGUGGUGGAGAGGCUGGCCAGCUUCUCAAGGAACCCCCAGUUUUCCCCUACCUCAAAUCCACAGAAGGAGUCGAGUAUAUAAGGCCAAGGUGUGGUGGCCACGUACCUGGACAAGUACCUGUGCUGUAACCGCCUAUGAGGGUCCUGGUGCGGGGGAGAGCCCAGCCACCAUGUCCCGCAGGCACCAGCUGUGUUGGGGGCCUCGUGUGUCGGCCUCAGUAACCCUCCCCCCUCCCUUCUCCAAUCAGCUGCACACCACAGCCAGACACUUGGUCAUAUUCACAGUUACCCGGUGACACCAGUUUUGUCUGGUCAAAGAGGGUUGGGUUCAGGGAAUUUCUCUUCACAUUUGAAAAAAAAAAGUACUUUUACUCUCGGCAUCUAAAUUGGCACUGAUGGGUGAGAGUCUCCGUUAGUUAGAUAGAUACGUCUUCCUGUAAUUAAUUAGUGCAAUAGUUUGAUAUCCCUGGCGGUGCUUCAAAUGCAUUUUUAUGGACUGAUGCAAAAAUCAUACUUAGCGGGAAGUAAAUUUUGGGAUCCUAUAGUCCAACCAUAAUUGAUCUGGCUUGUGUGGUUGGGAGAGGGGGGAGGCUUAAAGUGUGGUGCCAAAGGGGUCAACAGGGAAGUUCUGGGACUGUUAGAUAGAGCCACCCAAGUGAAGGUAGCUUGUGGGAAUUCACUCCAUGGCCUCAUGACUCCCCAUAGGUUGAGAUGCUCCAUAACACUACCCUCUCCAGCAUUAUUGUUGGGAUCAUGUUUCCUUGUGUUGGGCUUGAAAGGGUUAACAAUAUUUAGCUGUUAUUAUUACUGUCCAAAAAAGAAAUUGAUGUUCUUUGAAAUACUUACACUUAUUGGUAUCGGCUGUUUAUUUAUGUUACGAACAUGCAAGAAGGAAACCCUGUACAUUUAGUGCAGACUAUAGCAUGCGCAGCUGCUAACAUAGAAGAAUGAAAGAGGAUCUCAUGGUGCGUGUUGCCAUAAUGGAAGAAGCACCAAGAGGUAAAAUUAUUUUCGUAAAGUAUCUAAAUAAAAUUUCAAGAGGAAUGUUUUCACGUGCCACCCACACAGGGACCGUCUUGGGCAUUCCUACCUCUGAAUCCUCACUGUAAGUCUCCUGAUGUGAGUUGAGGAGCUGUGGUGCUGCUUCCAUCUUGUAGGACGGCUGUGGAAAGUGAAUUCUGAAUCUUCAUCACCAUCCGAUUGUUUGGUGUGUACGAUGGAGCUGGAGAUCGUGCAUGGAAAGUGGUGUUCACAGCUGUCAGUGCAUUUCCUGUCAAUGAGAAACAUGGUGUCUAUUUAACCAUCAACAGACAAUUGCAUCCAGCCAUUCAGUUUUGCAGCUCAGUGCAGCUUCAAGCUCAGUAACUCAGGCAAAAGGAAAACUAUGGUUGUGCCUCCCUGGCAAGUGUCUAAUGGCGUAUGGGGAAGAGUGGCUGUGGGUUCGUCUGUCCUAAACUGAAAUUUCCCAUCUGUGUUGAAAACUGGAUGGAUUGCAGUGUUCUAAUCAGUGAAGCUUUUGUUUUUAAUUUUUGCUUAGAAAGACUCUAUAGUGUGAAUGAUUUCUACAUAAAAAGGAAACAUAGUAUUUCAGCCCACUAUGUUCAUUAUCUGUGUGUCGUCAGUGCCAGCAGAGCUCCGACACUGUCUGCUGGGCUAGUAGGACACAAGACGAGCCCAGCCAUUGUGAGGCCAGUGGAGGGCCACAAUCGGGCUGCCCCUUUACUGUCAGCUCAGGACAAACUUCAGUGACCACCCUGUUACCACUUUGCCCCCACACACGUACAUACAUACCCUCAUCUUGUAUAUAUUUGCGCCUUGUUUGUAGCAUUACACAAGUUGUCGCCAACAAAAUGAAACUAGUGAUUAUUUUAAAUGUGGUUUAUUUGUGAAACCAAUGGUGCUUUUUUUCUUCUAUUUCCAAGAUGAAUGUUAAUUGUUAAACACUGAAUCAAGCCAGCAUGAGUGUGGAAACAAAGAGGCACAUUGCCCACUCAGCAUUGUAAAUACCUCAUUAUUGUACACAGCAUUAUGACUUGUGACAUCCAGACCUCACCAUGACAGAUCCUGAAUGCUUAUAAGCAGAAUUCUAUUACUUCUUGAUUGUGUAUAGUAAGUUCUCUCUUGUUUGGGAACUAUAGUUGUUGGAAAGCCAUAGAAAGGUCAUUUUAUUGAUCCAGAAAACUUAAAAGAGGAAACUAAAGUAAACUCUGGUCUCUGCAAUUUAAUUCUUGUCAUUGUAGUUCAGCCAUUAAGAGGCUAUGAGAGAGAAAGAAAGAGAGAGAGACUGUAAAAUGAGAAAAUAGAUAAAAGCAAAGAGAAAAUUGAACUUUGCAAAACUUUGACCUUGGGAGACUUGAGUUCAUCUGCUGUGAGGCCUUCUGAGGCGAGGACGAGGCAGUGUGACUGUCAAACGAGGACUGGAGGCGUCAUGUGAUAGAUUGGAUACGUACAGGGACUUUUGGGCACAGGUACCGCCUGUGCCUUGGGGAACCACUUGUCACUGUUACAAGACUGUGUAUGGGGGGAAAUUUGCUAUUUUCUUGUACUUCCUUGAAUUAAUUUAAUUUUAUUUUAUGUUCAUUACUUGUUAGGACACCCCCUUUAUCCUUGUUGUUCCUUGCAGGCAUGAAUGUAAUGUCUCAUAUAUCUGUAUCCCAUGUAGUAGUAUAAAGUAAUCGAUAUUGAAGCUUAUUCCCCAUGAACAAUCUUAUGAGGUGAACUGUAAUGUUAGACCUGCUCGGUAAAAUGUGCAGCUUAAUGCAAGUUAUCUAAACACCCAGAAGGCUAGACAUGGAGCCUUUACUUUGCAUUAUUAUUAUUAUUAUUAUUAUCAUUGUUAUUUUUAUGUGAAUGAAAUACUGUCAGGAAUGUUAAACCAUUGUUCAACUUCAAACAUACGAAGUUGCAUUCACACAUGCUGUGUGCGCAUACAGAAAAUACUACAAAACUAAAUCACUAAGCCAUAAACAUGAAAGAUUUGAGUCCAUUAGAGCACUCAAUGACUGAAAAUUAAUUAGGGAAAUAAAUAAUCAUUAUUAAAAAUAAUUAGUUAUAUUUUUAUAUAUUUAUGGGAAAAGAAUUUUUAUGUAGAGUUCUUUGGAGUAUGCUCAUUAAAUUUUGUAAUACAGUGUAUCCAAGGUCUACAUCAUCACAUAAUUAGCUGAACUUUACUAAUUGGGAAGGAAGUGGUUGAUGAUGGGAAGUCUGACCCCUAGUGUGAGUUAGCUCCUGCCUGUUGGCGGCACAGCGCCACAGUCUGCUCAUCCACACGGGCCUCAACCCACUGCCCUCCCGCCCACCUGGGAAGCCUAGAGCAAACCUUAGGCCUUCCCUCAUGCACUUGUUAAGCUAAAUAAGUAUUCAUCUAAUGGAUAUUAGUGGCAAGUGACAGUAUUUUGUACAUUGUUAUAUGUGGAGAAUCCACAGAUAUGAAAGAAAUAAGCCCUAAUAUUUAAAGGACCUUAGUUAUCUUCUAAACAAAAUUCCCAGUGAAUCACCAAUUUGAUUUAAAUGAAAGAUAUUCUAAAACCAAAUUUGAAUAACAUUGUCUUUACAGUGUUGGUUCCAAGAACCAGCUGUCUUGAUUCAGCCUAUGUGUUGUAGACAGGGCUAGCAGUCUGCUUCAAGGGCUCAUUGCUACAAGCAUUUAGUUUUGAUACACAGAGUUUUGUGUGCCAAAAUAUCACCACUCCCUCAUACUUCCAGUCUCAGAUACUUUCGUGCAAGACAAUGACAAUUCAGGGACAUGGAGCCUGAGCUUUGGCUCCACGAAGGGAGUUUUGAGGUGGAGUUUGUCACCAGAAGUAGGGAAUGUCACUAUCUUUAAACUAGAGCACAAUGUAGUGUGUUGUGGUGGUCCAGGCUGGGCUUGCAAGUCAUUGGUCACUCAAACACCCAUCACAACACUGUCCAACUCCAAACUUCUUGCAGCAGAUAUGGCCACAUUCCAUCCCACCAUCACCUUCACCAUCACUUCAUUACCUCAUAGUAGUUACUGGUCAGGUCAGGUGGCAUCAGGUACAAUAUUUUAAUUUUUGCCAGGCAUCUCACCCCUAAGCAUUUAUCAUCAUCCCCUCACAGACCUGCAGGUUCAGCAGUCACUGGUGUGUGUGGCUCAGCUGCACUCGCUUAUCUCAGGCAUCUAAGUUUGUACAACAUUCAUCUCCCUGGUCUCCACAUCAUGUUUAUAUAUUACAGGUUUAUUCAUCCCAUGUACAAUAUUCAUCCCAAAUCAUCUUUCUUAAUUAUAUAUUUACAGAUUUACUCAUCCCAAGUCAGGGGCUCAUGUUUGAGUUGUAUUUUGUUGAGUUGAAGCAGGUUAAAUGUUCCCUAAAGUACUUCUGUCUUCCCAUCUGCCAAGUGUUGCCUCCAGCAGCCUGGGGGCAGCUCACAGUGGCGGUGGUGUAGGGUGUCACACUUGGGGUCGGCUUCCAGUGCCACCUGCCAGAACCCUCCAUGCUCACGGGGUAUUCAGCUGUUUUAUUGGAUACAUCACUGGAGUCAUACAUGCAUGUGCACUAAUGCUCAGGCCUACACACACAUGUACAUGGCCAUACUUUUAAAGACAGUUGCAUACAUUAAUAAAUGCAUGUAUCAAUAUAAUAUUUUUUAUUGACACUUAAGUAUUUAUACACAAUUACAUGAAACAAUUCAGAUACAUGAACAUCUGCAAUAUCUAUUUGGCUUAACAUGUUACUAUCAUUAUUAUUAUUUAUUUACUUUUAUUUAUUUUUUCUUGCCUACAUUUUGGUAGAGCAUGUGUGAGGUGGUGGUGGCCAGCUAGUGCCCCUAACUGGGCCACCUCAGCUGGGAAGUCAGGGAAGCCACCAUUUGUGACAAUAUAUAAAUAUUUAGUUGUAGUUCACUUGUAGUGUACAAUUAGAUCUGAGGUUUUUUUGUUUGUUUUUUUCAGUUUACACAAUUUUUAUGCAUUUUUUAUCUUAUAUUUGCUUGUUACACUAGAUUAGAAGAAGUUUAAUGUCUUUUUAGGCAGACUGACUUGUGUAACAUUGUUUUUGCAUUAAGGCAGGUAUUUUUUGAUGUUUAGGUUACAGCAUGAAAGAGGUUGGUAAAUAUUUCCUGGUGUAAUAGGAAGCUGAAUAUGCUCGGCAGCAUGACUUUAGCUGAUCAAUUUUAAUUUUGUUUGUUAAACUUUUUGGAGUCCAUAAUCCACUCAAAAUAGGGAAACCCUACUUCUUUUGUGCUGUUUCCAAUUGCAUAUAGAAUAAAUGUUUUCAUGCUUUGAGAGGGCUGAUGAUGAGACAUUUGUUCUGUUGCAUAGCCAGCCCAAACCCUGUUGUAUAGUCAUGUCUGUGUAUACAAGAGUACUGUAGCACAGGAAGAGCAUCUGAAAUGAUAUGUAAUGGAUAAAGCUACAGUUAAGAGAGACAGACCAGCUGGGAACAGAGUGGGCUGGCUCACUUGGCUAGGGAGCACAGGGCAGCCGGGAGGGUAACUUUAUGUACGGGUCAUUGGAAGGAAGGAUGCGAGGGAGACCUGUUGGGCCGGACGGUGAAGGUUGGACAGGCAGCUGAGAUUGGCAGCAUGUAGCCACAUUCAAGUUCCUAUUGUGGUCACUGUGGGAAGGUUCUCACCUCCAAGUAAAUACUCAGAGUAUUCUCAAGGACUUUCUGGCAACCAAGUUUUAUUUUUAAUUAGUUUCAUUAUUGUUAUUUUUGCCUCUCCCUCCAGCACUCCUCCAGUGAGCACUUCAGGGGAUGUGUAAUGUAAUGUUAAAGUAUUCCACUACCUCAUACUAUUUCCUUUGCUGUCCUGAACUUACUUCACCAGUGCUACAUAAAGGCAUCAGACCUCACAGAUUUCUACUUCUAUUUUUAGUAUUUUGUUUGUUCUUUUUUAAGUGCUGCAGCCUGCUGUUGUUGGGUUGUUGUAAAUAUAGAAAACAAGAAGGUGCGUGCUGGCAGUGAUCUGCUGUGAGGCGUAGAGAGUGUGGGUGCCAGAGUUGUCUUCUCAGGUGUAGGUAGUGGGACGCUCCUAAAGAAAACAGGAAUGAGCCAAAUUCUAGUGUUUUAACAUGACCAUCCUGUUGUUUGUUGUUGUUGUCCUGUUGACUCGCCUGCCUGUACAGUGCCAUGCUGUCUCAUUCCACAUUUGUUGGGUCCCUAACCCCCAGUGGCCAUACCAUGCAAUGCUGCCCUCACCUUGAUCCCAGACCCCAUAGUUUACCUCUUGUGGCCCCUCAGCAACACCAAGCACCAUUGAGCAAAAGAGAGGAACAAUUUACUGUAGAGUGUAUGCUUAAACUAAGACACUGUUGAUGGAUUAAAACAAGAAGAGAUAAGCUGUUAACAGGCAUGCCACACCAGACCCCUUUUGCUCACGAAUUAUUUUGUUAUAAUGAUGUUUUUAUUUGGUGGCCGCCCUCAACAACGAUAGGCUAUGCUAAAUGUUUGCGAAAGUAGAAGCUGUAGUUGUAGGUAGAUAUUUGUUAUUAUAAGGAACAACAAAUACUAGUACAAGAAAACAUGUAUUGCAUUUUAAAUACUGAACUGAAUUUGUGAUCCUAGGGGGGAUUGUUUGAAGGUAAGCUUUCUCCUGAAUGAAGUGAGCUAAGUCUACCACAACUGUAUCAGCAGCAUGUUUCGUGUUCCUUUAUUUUUAAUGAUCAUAAAUUAAUACAACUUACAUCAAUAUUA